GCAAACCAAAGCUACGGGAAACCGGGAACCGGUGUAGUCUCAUGAAAUCUACAGAACCAAACCCAGAAUGGAACGCGACGAUAGAUACAGAAAUCGUUAUAGAAACAGUGAGAAACGAACAGUACAACCUUACAAGCAACGUGUAUCAUGUAGUGAGUGCUUCAGAUGAGAACCGGACAUGCAUAGACAAUUCAUCCGAGUGCUAUAGGAAAAACGACUAUGACACUAUAGAGAUAAGUGUUGUUAUUGUGCUAUGUGUUCUUAUAGUGGUGACAGUGAUCGGUAAUACAUUGAUAAUUUCGGCGGUGGUGACCACCAAACGGUUGCGGACGGUGACCAAUUGUUUUGUGACCAGUUUGGCGGUUGCUGAUUUGCUGGUCGGCAUUUUUGUUAUGCCGCCUGCGAUUGCUGUUCAUAUUAGUGGUAAAUGGGAGCUCGGCUGGGUCCUCUGCGAUAUCUGGAUCAGCCUGGACAUCCUCCUCUGCACUGCAUCCAUUCUAUCCCUCUGCGCCAUCAGCGUCGACCGAUACUUGGCUGUUACGAGGCCAUUGACGUACUCUCGAAGACGAAGGUCCAAGAAACUGGCUCUCACCAUGAUUUUCUUUGUAUGGAUCGCAGCUGGCGCCAUAACGUGCCCCCCUAUGUUUGGAUGGUACGAGCCUGACCACAACCAAGGUGGAGUGUGCCGAUACAACCAGAAUCCAGGCUACGUGGUAUUCUCUGCCAUGGGUUCCUUCUUCCUUCCAAUGGCGGUGAUGGUGUAUGUGUACGCGAGAAUAUCCUGCGUGGUCGCGAGGAGACAUCAGCAGCUUGCCAGCAGCACUAAGUGUAGUAAGAGAGAUAAAUUAUCAUGUAUACGUACAGAAUCCGACUCUGGUUCAGAUAAGCUCUCCUUACGGCAAAGUGCGUCGAAACAAACAUUCAAAAACUCAAACCAACAAAGCGAGAGCUCAUCCCAAGGGGACCACAAAUGCUGCUGUUUUAAAGAGAAGAAAAUCAAACAAAAAUACAGGAGCAAAGAAAAGGAGUCAAGGUUUUACAACGAGGUAACAUUUAAGGCGAAUUUUAAAUAUAAGAACACCACACGGAGAUCGCAGUCUGUGAAGGAACAUGAAAACAACCGUGUUUCAUCGCUACGAAGAGAGACGAAGACAGCUCAAACGUUGAGCCUCGUUGUUGGUGGAUUUGUGGCUUGCUGGCUACCCUUCUUCCUGUACUAUCUGCUCACUCCAUUUAUACCUAGUAACUAUGUAAAUCCAGUACUAAUGUACGUUCUUACUUGGUUAGGGUGGUUUAAUUCAGCAAUAAAUCCUUUUAUAUAUGCUUUUUACUCACCAGAUUUUAGAGUAGCCUUUUGGAGAUUAACUAUUAGGAAAUGUAUAAGGAAUAAACGAAAGUAAUUGUAAAUAUU
Manduca sexta (tobacco hornworm) is the source of this 1411-nucleotide messenger RNA. It is a transcript of the gene TAR2, whose product is annotated as octopamine receptor 1. The transcript has 4 exons. The record is from RefSeq and is a predicted model, not a curated record. Gene Ontology annotation, cellular component: membrane. The coding region runs from base 42 to 1400 and encodes 452 amino acids. Gene Ontology annotation, molecular function: G protein-coupled receptor activity. NCBI's taxonomy places the organism in Eukaryota, Metazoa, Arthropoda, Insecta, Lepidoptera, Sphingidae. Gene Ontology annotation, biological process: adenylate cyclase-activating adrenergic receptor signaling pathway.